ACGUGACGUGGCGUUGCUAGGAGACGAUCCCGCGACGCCGCGAUGGCGGCGGGCUCCGUGUACCCGGACCCCGCGGGACUGGACCCCGCUGUCGUGGACCCCGUGUGGCUGUGGCGAUGCAAGCGGCGCGUCCAGGACACGAAGGAGUGGACGGCCUUCGCGGAGCAGCUGUCCCGCGGCGUGCAGUUGCAGCUGUCCGAGGGCCGCGUUGCGUCGCUGGGAGAUCUCUCGGAGGCCGAGAAGUCGCUGCUCGUCGAGCGGGCGAUGUCGUCGCUCCAGGGAGGAGACGUGUACAAGUCCGUUGUGGCCAAAGUGGCCUCCAGCUUGGACGAGCAGUUGGUGCAGCAGGUGGCCGUGGAGGUGGCUGACGAUCGCGUGCGUCCCAGGAGCAGGGUCCAGGUGGUGCAGGAACUUCUCAAGAGUGGACUGGUCAGCAUUCUCCACAAAUGGCCAGAGUUGAGAUCCAAGCUCGGCGUGCUGUUUAACCACCCCCUGCCGUCUGGGAUUCGAGAGCCAGUGUGGCACCUGUACCUCGCCAACGCUCGCGAGAGGACCGACUUCCUCGCACGGUUCACCGGCGACCCAGCGAGCGUGCAGUCGACGCAGGAUGCGGAGAUUUUCCUGCGCUGCGAGUCUCUCCUCUUCUCGGAGCCCACGUUCCGGCAGCUGGCAUCCAGCAAAGCCACCGCGAGGACGAUGCGCAGCGUGCUGUCGUACUACCACACGCGCAAGCGCCCGCCUGGUGUGCUCCUCGACUCCGAGUAUCUGCUGGUGGUGCCGCUGGUGAGGGUGCGGUUAGGCAGGGGAGCUCGCGUGGAGCCACAGAUGUCCGUCAUGGCUCACCUGAUGGAGGAGUUCCUCACUUUCAUGGAGUCCCGGCCGGCAUACAUGACCUCGUCCUGGACUAAGGGCACGGAGCACGGAGAGGCCGAACCGAUGCUGCAGCAGAUUGCGUCCACGCUGGUGAACAUCGACAAGGACCUGGCCGUGGCUGUGCAGAAGGCGUUCGGACAGGCAGGAGAAAUUCCAAAGGAAGCUGUGAUGAUUGGCCUGGUGGCGUUGCUGCAACCCGUGGUUAGGGUCCUAUUUGUGGGCUUCCUGCAGCUGGAGGUGCUGCUCUAUGUGUGGGACCAGUACAUCCUGGGCCUAGAGCAGCCAGCCUACGACUGCCUACCGGCCUUUUGCCUGUGCCUCCUGCUGCUGCUACGCGACCAGCUGUUGACUUGCGACAACCCCAGCCGCAUGAUGGACACGCUGCGUACUAACGGUCCCAGCCUCACCGUCCACGACUUCCAGGUCACCAUCGUCAAGCACUUCUACGACCAGCUGUCUCGAGACCUCAACAAGUGGAACGUCGAUGAGCUGCUGGAGCUCGACCCCGCAUACUCCAUGGACGUCCCUUCGCUGUGGAUGCGGCUGGCUGCCGUGGAGCCCUUGACGGAGCAAGCAGACGCAACGCACAAGGCCAGGCAUCCGCUUGGAGCCGAGCGAGUUGAGUGGCAGGCGGAGCGGUUGCCCGGUGACUGGAGGAGAGGCGACCUCAGGGACCGCAACAGGAGAUCAGGGUUAAGGCAUGAGGACGGGAGGGUGCAGAGGCUGAUGGAGGACAGUCAGAGGAUGGAGUGGGAGCAGAGGCAGAGCCUGGAGGAGCAGCUGGCACAGGAGCGAUAUGCUCGCUACAAGAUGCUACGGGAGGCCGAGGAGCAGAUGGGACGUCUUCGUGGGGAGAUGGAGCGGCUGCAGCGCCGGCAGCCUCUGAGCGGCUACUACCCCGACAGGUCUCUCCCGCCGUCGCUGCCCCCGUGGGGGAGCGCGGGACCGGACCACUUCCCACGCGUGGCCAACGGCUGGAGCGGGAGUGACAGGACGGCGUUGCCCCGGCUGCCCCAGAACUCCCACGGCACGGCCACCCAGUGGCACACGGCAACAGACAGGAGGCUGGACACGCCGGCAGAGGGAGACCCCGAGAGCCAGCCCGGGGCAGCCACAAGGACCCGGCACGGGCAUGACAAGCGAGGCAACCGCACCGGCACAGCAUAGUGAGAGCGCAACACGGUGCUUAGCCACCUCUUUAACCACAAAGCUAACCACGGUUCGAAACACGAUUCGCAUCACAGCACACCGGGUCCAUUUGGAGCCUCCUUAUCCCUUCGCUAGGGGUUCUUGGCUUUGAUUUGUAACAAGUCAUCAUGUUUAAAAUUGUUAACAACUUUACUUAGCUUUAGCACUUAAAUCGGCCCACAGCCUGAGAGCAGGGAGGGGUUUGGAUAGUUUCAUGACUUGCGCCGAGUGGGGAAUCUGUUAAAGCACUCGGCGCUGUCUGCCCUGCCUGCAUUCUCAGCGGGAGUCUCGAUAACUUCCUGUUUUGAGUUUGGGUUAGAAGUGGGCGGAGGUCUCUACGCACGCCGGACACCACGCUGACCGGGGUAAUGCCCGGACGCCUCGCUCUGCUUUAACGACCUUGCGGCCCUUACUCAACCGGACACACCUUGCAAGGGACACGUGCGGGUUUCAUCUGCUUCAUUUUGCUUACAUUGUCAGGUUUACGUGCAAGCGUGGUGUGUUCCAGACACACAUUUUCACGCAUCACACGGCAACGUCAGCAGCGCUGCGCGUGGGAUUAAAGCAUGGGAUUGUGUGCGUGCAGGCUGGAAACAAAUAC
Molecule: messenger RNA, 2662 nt
Organism: Petromyzon marinus (sea lamprey)
Lineage: Eukaryota; Metazoa; Chordata; Hyperoartia; Petromyzontiformes; Petromyzontidae
Source: RefSeq, a predicted model, not a curated record